AUGUCCCUCUCCUACGCCGUCAAGAUCAUCCCUUUCUUCGCGUCGCCACAUCUGGCCUCGCUCCUCGACUUCUACAGGACCUAUCUCCCAGACUUUACAAUUCACCCGCAUCCCACUGACGCUGCAGAGCCCACGUUCGCGUCCGUAUGGGCGGGGCCUGGCGCCGCGGCGAACAUCUACAUCAUCCAGGACGAGGAAAAGGUUCUCGGGAGCUGCAUGAUCAUGAUGAAAUCGGUGCCUGCAUUAGAUGAGCUGUACGAAGGCCUUGUCGCCAAGGGAUUGAAGCGAUUGGACGUGAUCGAGUGGACGGGGAUGCCUGUGUCCGCCGACACAAGUGAACCGCAGACGGCUCUGGGACCCAUCGAGGAUAAGUCCUGGGGGUAUCGCCAAUUCGAUCUCGUUGAUCUGCACGGCAAUAUGAUUGUUUUCUUUGCAUUCUUGGAGGGGGAGUAG
Messenger RNA from Fonsecaea erecta, 453 nucleotides. RefSeq lists its product as hypothetical. NCBI's taxonomy places the organism in Eukaryota, Fungi, Ascomycota, Eurotiomycetes, Chaetothyriales, Herpotrichiellaceae. The record is from RefSeq and is a predicted model, not a curated record. The coding region runs from base 1 to 453 and encodes 150 amino acids. The transcript has a single exon.